Molecule: messenger RNA, 1667 nt
Organism: Oppiella nova
Lineage: Eukaryota; Metazoa; Arthropoda; Arachnida; Sarcoptiformes; Oppiidae
Source: the annotation of a GenBank genome assembly
AGCACAUGUAUUUUGAAAAACACAUUCAUUGCGUGAAUUGUAAACAUGUUUUGUAAAUCCAAUUGUAUUUAAUUUAAUCAUUAAUUAGUUUUACACCAAAUUUAUCGCUCAUUAAAAUCGUAAACUUUUUGACAAAAUUAUGUCAUUUUUUAUCCGAAAAAACAGAAACCAAUCAAAAGUUGGUAAACGAAAAGGCCAAACGAGUGGUAAUAACCGGAAGAAUGAGUUGAAAGGCAACAAAAAGCCGACGAAGAAGUCACUGAACGAAGAGAUAGACAGCGACUCGGAUGACGACCCCCAACACGAGGACAUCGACGACAAGUCCAGCGCCGGCCGUAAACGCAAACUCAAUGAUAAUGACGGGUCGGAUGUCGGCAGCGAUGGCGGCAGUGAUGAAGACGUGGAGACACCGCAAGAGAAACGGUUACGACUGGCGAAGAAGUACUUGGAGUCCAUCGAGACUGAGGAGAGGAUGAAGAAUGAGGGCCAAGACGUGGACCAGACGGCGAUCGGCCACCGAUUGCGCGAUGAUAUACUCGAAGAGACGGGUCGUUUGAUGCGCAAAGUGGCCGACAAUUACUCGGAUGCCGACGUGUCGGACAUCCGGCACCUGAAGAACGGCCACAAACUGUCUGUCACUGCAGUUGUGGUCACAUCCGACCAGAAGUACGUGUUUUCCGUGUCGAAGGACUGCUCUAUAGUUAAGUGGGAUUUCAAGUCGUGUCGACGAUUGCAGACAAUUCAUGGCCUCAGAGAUAAGCCUAAGAAGAAGAAGAAGGCAAAGACUUCGACAUCGACUGCGGCCGCCAAUGAUAAACAAUCGGUGGGCCACUCGGCGCACAUUCUGGCACUCGCCAUCUCCAGUGAUGACAAAUUCUUGGCCACCGGUUGUCUCAACAAAGUAAUCAAUAUCUGGAAUCCAGAAACGAUGGCACUGUUGAAGACAUUUCGCGGACAUCGCGGCCCAGUGUCUGGACUGGCCUUCCGGAAGGGCUUCCAUCAGUUGUUCAGCGCGUCGUUCGACCGUUCGGUGAAAGUGUGGAAUUUGGACGAAAUGUCUUACAUCGAGACACUGUUCGGACACCAGGACUCCAUCCAAGCCAUCGACAGCUACAUCAGGGAUCGGGCCAUCACUGUAGGCGCCAGAGACGCCUCGGCCCGCAUCUGGAAGAUACCUGAAGAGUCGCAACUCGUUUUCCACGGCUCACAGCACUCCAUGGAUUGCGUUAAACUCAUCGAUGAACAGCAUUUUGUUACCGCCGAUGACAACGGUUCAAUAAGUCUUUGGGCAGUACUCAAGAAGAAGCCGUUGACCACAUAUCCGGUGGCCCAUGGAUUGAGUACUUCAGCUCCUAAUUGGGUGACAGCGCUGGCAGUCAUGAGGAAUACAGAUCUUAUAGCAUCAGGAUCAUCUGAUGGUACGAUCCGUUUGUGGAAGUGUUCGCAGGAUUUUCGAAAAUUAGAGCCAAUUGUGAACAUUCCAGUCGUUGGUUUUGUAAAUAGUUUAGAGUUUAGUCCGAAUGGAAAGUUCAUAAUCGCAGGCAUUGGCAAAGAGCACCGGUUGGGCCGUUGGUUCGCCAUCAAGGAGGCCAAGAAUAAUGUGUUAAUAAUUCCACUGUUAGUGAAAUAAAUAAUUAUUUAAAUAAAUACAUUACUUUUAUAUGAAA